Messenger RNA from Oppiella nova, 391 nucleotides. Lineage: Eukaryota; Metazoa; Arthropoda; Arachnida; Sarcoptiformes; Oppiidae. The record is from the annotation of a GenBank genome assembly.
GCUGUGUUUGACCGGAAUCUCCAUUUCAUACCUCUUUUGGAGUCUAUCGUCUGAAUUGUUCACAAUAUUCCUCAUCUCCAGAACCAUCGGUGGCUUAAGUAAAGGCAAUAUCAGUCUGAGUACAGCCAUUGUGACCGAUGUGUCCGAUGAGUCAAAUAGAGGCAAAGGAAUGGCUUUAAUUGGGAUCUCGUUUUCGGUUGGAUUUAUUAUUGGACCCGUUUUGGGCGCCUCUUUCGUGAUGUGGUCGCGAUCUGCAGACGCGCACCACUUCUUCCAGUUAUGGCCGGCUCUCUUCGCGCUCACCCUUUCCCUCAUUAAUGUGCUCUUCAUUUGGCGCUGUUUUCGCGAAUCGCUUCCAACCAAUAAAAGAGCCCGUUCGUUGGGAUCGGGA